CUGCGGGCUCCUCCUCGGCGGCGGCGCUGGCGGCGGCGGCGCUAGGGGCGGAGGGGCGCCCGGCCGCGGAGCAGCGGCAGCAGCGGCGGCGACCGCCCACCCGAGCGGGGUCCAGUCCGGCGUGGCGAGCGUUGGCGGCGGCUGCGUCCGCCAUGGACUGAGGGCGACGGGAUGGGCAACAAGGAGUCCCGCAUCGGCUUCCUCACCUACGACGAGGCCCUGCGGAGGGUUACGGAUAUAGAGCUGAAGCGGCUGAAAGAUGCUUUCAAGAGGACCUGCGGACUCUCGUGCUACAUGAGCCAGCAGUGCUUCAUUAGGGAAGUGCUCGGGGACGGAGUCCCUCCGAAGGUGGCAGAGGUCAUAUACUGUUCUUUUGGCGGCACAUCCAAAGGACUACAUUUCAAUAACCUGAUAGUGGGCUUGGUCCUUCUGACAAGAGGGCGAGAUGAAGAGAAGGCAAAAUACAUCUUUAGCCUCUUCGCUAACGAAUCUGGAAGCCAUGUUGUCCGUGAAGAGAUGGAGAGGAUGCUCCAGGUGGUUGAUGGGAAAGUCCCGGAAGCUCUUAAGAAAUGCUUCUCAGAGGGUGAAAAGGUAAACUAUGACAAAUUCAGGAAUUGGCUGUUGCACAACAAAGAAGCCUUCACAUUUUCCCGCUGGCUGCUGUCUGGAGGAGUGUAUGUGACCCUCACGGAUGACAGUGAUACCCCCACCUUUUAUCAAACCCUUGCUGGAGUCACACACUUGGAAGAAUCGGAUAUCAUUGAUCUUGAGAAACGAUAUUGGCUCCUGAAAGCUCAGUCAAGGACGGGACGCUUUGAUCUGGAAACGUUUGGCCCUUUGGUUUCUCCUCCCAUCCAUCCAACUCUGGGCGAAGGUCUGUUCAAUGCCUUUGAUGAAAACCGUGACAACCACAUAGACUUCAAAGAAAUCUCCUGUGGGCUGUCGGCCUGCUGCAGGGGACCGCUGGCAGAAAGGCAAAAAUUUUGCUUCAAGGUUUUCGAUGUUGAUCGUGACGGGGUUUUAUCUCGUGUUGAGCUUGAGGAAAUGAUGGUUGCCCUUUUGGAAGUCUGGAAGGAUAACCGUACAGAUGACAUUUCUGAGCUGCACAUGAGUCCGCCUGACAUUGUAGAGAGUGUCUUGAAGACUCAUGACACCACCAAGCUUGGCCACCUCACGCUGGAGGAUUAUCAGAUCUGGAGUGUGAAGAGUGCUCUUGCCAACGAAUUUUUAAAUCUGCUUUUUCAGGUGUGUCAUAUAGUUUUAGGAUUAAGGCCAGCCACUCCAGAAGAGGAAGGUCAGAUAAUUAGGGGCUGGUUAGAAAGAGAGAGCCGGUACGGUCUCCAGCCAGGACACAAUUGGUUUCUUAUUGCGUCACAGUGGUGGCAGCAGUGGAAGGAAUAUGUCAAAUAUGAAGCAAACUCUGUUGCGCUAGCACCAUCAUCAGUCGUAAAUGGAGGUAAGAAUUUGCUCCUGGCUCCCGCAUCCCAUACGCCAGAGCAGGGAGAAGACAAAACAGGCAGUUUAAAUCACUUCAGAGCUGCAGAAGAAAAGUUUUCAGAUAACAUUUCCACUGCAUCAGACGUCUCAGAGACCACUAGCAGCAGCUUCAUUUAUGGAUCCACAUCAGGCACUGAAAUAUGUUUUCCUCGGCAACUUAACACUUCAGACAAUAACAAUCAGUGCCUGCUUGGCUCCAGUGGGAAUAUGUUAGGCCAAUUAAAUCCCCAGCCGCCUGGAGCUAUCGAUAACCAACCUCUUGUAACUCAAGAACCAAUGAAGGCUCCAUCGUUAACUUUGGAAGGAGGUCGACUACGGCAGUCCCCCCCGUUAAUUCAAGGGAAGCAUUAUGAAAUUGUCCCGGAGCCAGUCUGGAGGGCUCUUUACAACUGGUACACCGCAAACCUGUCUUUACCAAGACCGGUGAUCCGAAACAGCAUGACGCACCGGCCUGAGUUGGAGCUUUCCCCCCGCUACCUGCUCUUCCUUCGGCAGCAGCCUGCCACCCGGACGCAGCAGUCGAACAUCUGGGUGAACCUGGGUAUGAUGAGCCUGAGGAUGUUUCCUCACCAUUUGCCGAGAGGGAACGUGCCCUCUCCCAACGCGCCGUUGAAGAGAGUCUUGGCCUACACAGGCUGCUUCAGCCGCAUGCAGACCAUUAAGGAGAUCCACGAGUACCUGUCACAGAGGUUGCGGAUAAAGGAGGAGGACAUGCGCUUGUGGCUGUACAACAGCGAGAACUAUCUUACUCUUCUGGAUGAUGAAGACCACAUGUUGGAGUACCUGAACAUACAAGAUGAGCAGCACUUAAUAAUAGAAGUCCGAAACAAAGACAUGAGCUGGCCAGAAGAGAUGUCCUUUAUAGCAAACAGCAGUAAAAUUGACCGGCAUAAAGUUCCUACCGAAAAGGGUGCCACCGGCUUGAGCAACCUCGGUAACACCUGUUUCAUGAACUCCAGCAUCCAGUGCGUCAGCAACACACAGCCCCUCACACGGUAUUUCAUCUCAGGCAGACACCUCUAUGAGCUAAACAGGACUAACCCAAUAGGUAUGAAGGGGCAUAUGGCCAAGUGCUACGGGGAUUUGAUUCAAGAGCUAUGGAGUGGAACUCAAAAGAACAUCGCUCCCUUGAAAUUGCGGUGGACGAUUGCUAAAUAUGCACCCAGGUUUAAUGGCUUCCAACAGCAAGACUCCCAAGAGCUCCUGGCUUUUCUCUUGGAUGGCCUUCAUGAGGAUCUGAACAGGGUUCACGAUAAGCCAUAUGUAGAACUGAAAGACAGCGAUGGACGGCCAGAUUGGGAAGUGGCAGCAGAGGCCUGGGAAAAUCAUCUUCGGAGGAACCGCUCCAUUGUGGUGGACUUGUUCCAUGGGCAGCUUCGUUCUCAAGUGAAGUGCAAGACCUGUGGGCACGUCAGCGUCCGCUUUGACCCUUUUAAUUUUUUAUCGUUGCCCCUCCCGAUGGACAGCUACAUGCACUUAGAGAUUACAGUGAUUAAGUUAGAUGGUACCACUCCCGUUCGAUAUGGGCUGAGGCUGAACAUGGAUGAAAAGUACACUGGCUUGAAAAAACAGUUGAGUGACCUUUGCGGGCUGAAGCCGGAGCAGAUCCUCCUUGCAGAAGUUCUCAAUUCAAACAUCAAGAACUUUCCUCAAGACAACCAGAAGGUUCGCUCGGGGAGUGGCUUAUGUGCAUUCGAGAUACCGAUCCCUGGAUCCCCUACAUCAGCUUCUCCUAGUCCAGUGCAAACAGGCUUAGAUUUCUGCAACGGGCCAGCGGCUAAUGGUAUGAUCAGCAUGCUGAUGAUGAACGGUGACCUUCCCCGGCCCACCCUGAUCCCGAAUGGGAUACCGAACACAGUAGUGCCAUGCAGGACAGAGAACGGCCUCUCCAACGGGAUGGUGAACGGUCACGGGCCCUCUCCUUCAGACAGCCCCUUCAUUGGCUACAUAAUUGCCAUCCACAGAAAGAUGAUGCGGACAGAACUGUACUUCCUUUCGUCCCAGAAGAAUCGGCCCAGCCUCUUCGGAAUGCCUCUGAUCGUUCCGUGCACUGUGCAUACGCGGAAGAAAGACUUGUAUGAUGCAGUCUGGAUCCAGGUCUCUCGCCUUGCAAGCCCCCUACCUCCCCAGGAAGCCAGCAACCAUGCUCAGGACUGUGAUGACAGCAUGGGGUACCAAUACCCGUUCACGCUACGACUGGUUCAGAAGGAUGGCAACUCGUGUGCCUGGUGUCCGUGGUACAGGUUUUGCCGUGGCUGUAAAAUUGACUGCACGGAAGAGGGAGCUUACCUUGGCAAUGCGUACAUUGCUGUUGACUGGGACCCCACAGCGCUACAUCUCCGCUACCAGACAUCACAGGAGCGGAUCGCGGAGGAGCACAGGAGUGUGGAGCAAAGCCAGCGGGGCCAGGCUGAGCCCAUCAACCUGGACAGUUGCUUACGGGCGUUCACCAGUGAGGAGGAGUUGGGCGAGGACGAAAUGUACUACUGCUCCAAGUGCAAGACUCACUGCCUAGCGACGAAGAAGCUGGACCUCUGGAGGCUUCCCCCUAUCCUGAUAAUCCACUUGAAACGCUUCCAGUUUGUCAACGGUCGCUGGAUAAAAUCCCAGAAAAUCGUCAAGUUUCCCCGCGAGAAUUUUGACCCGAGUGCCUUUCUGGUGCCAAGAGAUCCCAGCUGCUGGUGGCAGAAGGCGCUGACCCCCCCAGCCGAAGAUCUUUCCUUGCCACAGACCCUGCAGGAGGAAUGUCGGCGGGCAGAGACACAGAACAGCGGCGUGGCUGGGGAGGGCGAUGCUCUGACCCGGAGUCCCUCCUCCCUCAAUGCUUCCAACAUCUUAAACAACAUCAAAGCCUCUCCAUCUCCCGGGAGGAAGAGCACGGCAGGCUGCGCAUCGAGCAAAAUCAUUAGCCCGACUGGUAGCCCGAGGACUUUGGGGAGAGGCAAGGGGCGGCUUCGGCUUCCUCAGCUGUACAAAAACAAACUGUCAAGUAGCAAAGAGAACUUGGACGUUGGGCGUGAGAAUGGCAGCGACCCCGAUCAGAAGUUCCCUCCUGACCAAGGAGAGAGCCUGGGCCAGGGACACACUUUGGGAGGCAGCCAGAGCGAACUCUUUUCUGCUCAGGAUAAUGAAGGGACUUUAGCCAACGGCUACCUUUGCGCACAGAACUCGCACAGCAACGGCAGCCUCAACGGUCAGCUGGAAACCUGCGGGGAAGAGGAGAUUGGGGACGACCAAAGAGAAGUCUGUAAUAACCCCAUCUACAACCUAUAUGCAAUUUCGUGCCAUUCAGGAAUUAUGGGAGGAGGUCACUACGUCACUUAUGCCAAAAACCCAAAUGACAAGUGGUACUGUUACAACGACAGCAGUUGUAAGGAGUUGCAUCCCGAUGAAAUUGACACGGACUCCGCCUACAUCCUUUUCUACGAGCAGCAGGGCGUGGACUAUGCACAGUUUCUGCCAAAGAUCGAUGGCAAGAACAUGGCAGACACAAGCAGUAUGGACGAGGACUUUGAGUCGGACUACAAGAAGUACUGUAUUCUGCAGUGAGCAAGAAGGGGACCUUCCCGAGGGCGUUGGCUCCAUCCGCGCCUUUUGGCGGAAACCGGUUUGGGCCGAGCGGAAGAGCUAAAUGUAGUUUUUAUUUUUUUAUUUUCCCUCUUGUGAUCUGAAAGCACAACUAAAGAGAGAGAGAGAAGCAAAAGAAACCCUAAUUAAAUAGCAGUUCGUAUCAUGAGAUAGCAUUGGUUUUGUUCAGAUCUCUCGCUGCAUGCCCCAAAACAUUUGUUGGAUUUUUUUUUUCAGUUUGCCUUUGGCCUUUAAGCUGGUUUGAUGUUAUCAAACUAGGACCAAAUUCGUUAAAUUUUAAAUAACUUCAAAGAAGAGCUUACCCAUGGGAACAUCACAAGUUUUUUAAAAACGAAUUACGCUUAAAAAAGGGAAAAUAAAACCUUUUUAAGGCUCCGUUUAGCUUCAAGACAAUUAACUUGUAGUGUUGUCUGCCGACAGCAUGAAAUGGCUACCUCCUUUUUCUGAAGUUUUAUUCCAUUUUUGCAGCCAGAAGGGAAAGGCAAAGUUAGGCAAUGUGCACAAAAGCUCUAGGUGGGCUGACAAUUUUUUCCCUUUGCGGUUUUCCACCCCUCUUGGCCACCUUCCCACUUCCUUUCUCUUGUGGUAGUUGACAGCCUGUUACUGUCUGUGAACAGACUUGCUUUCUGGUGAAUGUUCUUGACAUCUUGGCUGUGCAGCACAUCUUUAGGAGCAGCCAGAGGGAUCUUUUUUCUCACCUCAGCUGCUGGGGAAUCUCGGAGUUCUGCAGGGAGGGGAGGGAAGAAGAGAAUGAUGAUCUGCAUUCAUAAUCUGAAGCCCCAAGAGAAAGAGAGGGGGAGGUCACCAGUGUGUAAUGGCAUGGUUAUAAUGAAGGAUUUUCCUGUUCACUUUAGUUUUAGGCUGCAUGCAGCCAAGCAUUCCCUGAUAUCUCCACGAGACCUUUCCCCUUAAAGGGGCUAGCAGCAUCCCCUCCAUAUUAAAUUCCUAUGCCAAGACACAGAAGCUGUUUGCUUUCGAAGCUGAUGCCCGCGUCGUGCCGGUGGGGUGAUGUGUAGCCACAGUUCAGAGACUGGGAGAUGGGAUCCCAUUUUACCUUCUCCCCAGUUACUCCCCCUUCAGCUGAACCACUCGGACCCUCUUUUUAAAGCUUAGUGGAGAGGGGGAGCCCAACUUGGUGCCGGUGCAACAUUUUAUUGUACACACUCGACUGCUGGACUGUAGCUAAGAGGUGGCUCACGCUGCAUCCGUGUAAGCCUUAAGAAGCAGGAAAAUACCCCAGAUUUGAGUUCACCUUUUAAGACCUUUUUUUUUUUUAAAUGCACUUUUAAAAUAAUAAAAGGAAAAGAGAACCCUCGGCUUAAGCAUAGUUUGCUAAUGUAAAAGGUUUUUUUUAAAAGAAUUGGUGCGAAGAUCAUUUCCAGUUUAAGGGGUAAGAAAUUUUGUCAGGCCAUGCGAUUCAAUCUGACAAUGAAAUGGGUCACUCAUUGUUCCGGAGGAGAAGGGGGGACACUUUUUACUGUAAAGUAACAUUGUGCAUUAACUUGCAAAGAAACAAUUAAUGUUUAGCAACCAUCUUUGUUGUUCAAAUAAAUGUAUGGCCAUUUCCUUGGGAACUCGCUUGGAGAAGUAAAUGAAGAAGAGAUUAGGCUAAAGUUCCUAAUUAGAACGAGCCAUACAGAGGGUAUUCCUUCUAGUUGCUGCCCACCCACCCCCCAAGUCCAUGGAGAGCAAGUUCUGAAAUAACAUUUGGGAGAGUUUCCCCAGGCGCCUGUUUGGAAACUUUAAAGACUUGAUCCCUUAAUUGUUUACUCCAUAUUCCCCUAUACUUUUAAAACAUGCUUUCAGAAGCAGGUUAUUGAAUAGGAUUACUCCUAAGCAAGUGGUUAGGGCGGGAUUAUCACUUCUUACUUUGUGGAGUACCUGAGUGAGGGAUAGCAGGGCUGGAAACUUUUGAAAACUGGAACACAACGUCUGAGUUCUCACUGAGGUGACUAAUCUUGCCUCGACGGGCCCCCAUCAGACCACAGGAGGGAAGCGCAAAUGCCGAAAUGUUUCUCCGUGCAAAACCACAGUUCUUUCCUACAGAAAACUUUUACAUCAGAGAAGGCUCGGCUUUGUUGCUGGCCUGCACGUUCUUUCAUGUGGUAGGAGUGUUUUGGACUAUUCAGCUCCGUGAGCAGCCUGAAGUGGUUCAGACCAGGCACAGGUUAACCAUCUUGUUGAGGAUCAAGUCAAAGUAACAUUUUUUUAAAGUACUUGGGAGGGGUGUGUGUGCGUGUGUGUUGUGCACACUUCCUUCCAAAACAAAAGCAUUGAGCUGCUCUGCGCUGAGGCCAAGGGGUUUGCUGUCCAACCUUCUUGUUGGCUGAGUUUCGGUAGAGUUUCCACAUUUUUCUUUAGGAAGUUCAUUUCUUCUUCACACAUCAAGUUCAUUUUAACUGCUGUUCCUUGAUGAACUGCCUGGGAUGGAUAUCUGCUGGUAUCUGCCUGCUCUUUUCAGACAUCAGGUGUAUUGAGGUCUGCAAUGUCUUGUACAUCCCUGAAUUUUUUGGCAGUGCUUAGGCAGUUUUAUAUAUGUAUUUUUUAAAAAACCACUAAUUAUAAGCCUCUGUUUUUAAGCUCUUGGUUCAGACACUGAGGAAUCUGGUACAAGUUUGCACCCUGUUUCUCUGAUGCAAAAGUAAUACAGUGUGUGGUUAGGGACUUCAUGUGGUGACCCUACCUACAACGGCAUGAUUCGUGUGCCUCUUUACCCCAAAGUAAGGGUGGGUAUUUGACAAAUACACCUGGCCCUUCUAAGUCUGCUAGAGACAUUCUUUCCUCUGGCCCUGUCCAGUGUUACCUUACGUGUGCAGGGGAGGUUUGGGGAUGCUCCUCGCUCUUCUACCCCAUUUGUGGAACCGAUGCCUGGAUAACUGUCUGAGCCAGCCUUGGAAGUGAUACUGUGUCUGCUCCUUUCAGGAACUAAAUUGGGCUCUCAUGCAGGCACCAACCUCUGUCUGUCCCUGUCUUUUUUUAAAUGGAUGCCACCCCCUCAGCCAGGUACUUUCUAACAUCAUUUGUACAUUUAGUCAAAUUGUUGAAUCUAUUGGUGCAACCCUUUCUGGUUUCGUUGCCACUUGGGCAGGAGCUCUCCCAGUGGGAGGAAAUAGUUCUCAAAUUGGUUUGAUCCCCAAGUUACUGGCCUCUUCCUGACAGCUAUUGGGUUAGAGAAAAGCCUGCCAUUUUUAUUAUUUUUCUUUAAUGGUGGGAUUUCUCGAUGCAAGGUGAUGCUGAGACUCCUGCUAUUUCCAUCCCUUUGUGAAUUCCUCUUCCAGAUACGUUCUUCCGAUUUCAUUUCCUUUUGAAACAUAUUCCCCCCCCUUUUUUUGUUUUGUUUAAGCAGGUCGCAUGACUUACUAAUGUCAUUUUAAUCUGUCAUGCUUUUGUUACAUUGGCUGUAAUGUUUUUUAAAUUAAAUUAAUUCCUAAAUUAGCGGGAAAAUUUAUUAAGUUAACUAUUAACCACAUUCACUUUGUAAAUUAUUGUAUAAAACUUAUUGAUAAUGCACUGAAUUUAGAAAGACGAUGUACAUAAGUAUCAUGUAAAUAAAUGAAAAGCUUAAGUAUUAAUGUAUGGACUGUAUAAAAGAGAGAGUACAAGUCAGCUGUCUAUGGAGUGAACCCGUUUAUCUGUACCUAUAUUAUUCAAGCAAAUUAAACACUGUGGAUGCA
Messenger RNA from Eublepharis macularius, 8759 nucleotides. It is a transcript of the gene USP32, whose product is annotated as ubiquitin specific peptidase 32. Gene Ontology annotation, molecular function: cysteine-type deubiquitinase activity; calcium ion binding. Gene Ontology annotation, biological process: protein deubiquitination. Lineage: Eukaryota; Metazoa; Chordata; Lepidosauria; Squamata; Eublepharidae. Gene Ontology annotation, cellular component: Golgi apparatus. Bases 172 to 5046 code for a protein of 1624 amino acids. The transcript has 34 exons. The record is from RefSeq and is a predicted model, not a curated record.